Messenger RNA from Drosophila takahashii, 1926 nucleotides. NCBI's taxonomy places the organism in Eukaryota, Metazoa, Arthropoda, Insecta, Diptera, Drosophilidae. The record is from RefSeq and is a predicted model, not a curated record.
AUGGAGACUCCAAAGACUAUAACAGACAUUACUCACUACGAUCUGUUUCGCAUUCUCGACAUUAUAAAGGCAGACUGCGAAAUGCAAAACGCCAAUGAAUCUAUGUACGCCAUCAAGUAUGCUGAUAUCUUUAAUCUGGCGGUCACCUGCAAGAUAUUGCGACGAGUCGUUUGGGACUGGUCGAGAGAAAUGUACGACCGCUUGGAAAUCGAUCUGCUGCAUGUGAUGCCCCUCAAAAAGUGGACUGUCCAGUUUAUUGAGAUUCACGAAAAUCAUCAAAUAAGCGGUCUCGGACAAUUUCGAAAUAUUUCCAAACUGAGCAUAACAGCUUCUUUUGAGGUGAUCGACUUAGUGGAAUUCUGCUGUAAUAAUCCCUCACUGGUUUCCUUGGAAGUGAAUGUAAAUCGGUUCAGCGACCAAGGAAAGCUCACUCAAAUCGUUCGUCAUUGUCCCAACUUAAAGCAAUUGAAAUUUCAGCUAAAUGAUAAUGUAUGGGAUAAUGGCUACGUUGGGCUAGCACUUUUGCAAAAGCUACAGCAUUUGGAAAUCGAAAAGCCGCCAGUUCCAGAGGAAUUUCAUUUUCUGUUGCCCGAUGAGGAGGAAAUGGAAAUAGAUGAGGAGUUAACAUCGAAACGUUCGCACAAGCCGCAGCAAAUGGAUGCGGAAGCGGAUUUCACAUCGAAACGUUCCAGAAUGGAUCCCGAAUACGAGUCUCUAAUCGAAGGAGUCUCAAAUUUGGAACAAUCCAUUCCCGUCCUUCAGCUUCUCAGAGCUUUCAGCGAAAAGAAAAAAUCGAAAUUAAUCCGACUAUGCCUAAAGUUCGAUAUUGAUGACGAAAUGGCUGAGGUCAUUGGGAAAAUCAAAGGUCUGAGAAUGUUGGAGUGCGGUUUUUGCGAUCCCAAAAGCAUUAGGCACUUUGUAAGGCACCCGACACUCAACCGAUUGAGCAUACUGAAUAGGGGUCACCUAGUUACGGACGAUAUUGCUGAAAUACUAAGCAAACAAGUCACCAUCUCAAGUUUCGAUGCAAAAAUGUUUCUAUCAGUCAGGGGACACCUAGGUAUUUGGACAAGGGAUGCGGAAAUAUAUCGGUAUGUUAAUUUUGAACCUUUCGUAAAACUGGAAAACCUUAAGACCAUUGGACUGUCUAACGAAAUGCUCGUGUCAAUGGAAUCGCAAUUGUUGCGAUUUUUGGAGCUCGGUAUGCUGAUCAAGGCUUCCGAUUGUGAAAUUUCCCUGCAACCUCAAACAAGGGAACUUAAAAUGUUUUACAGCAGGGACUAUGUACAUGAAGAGUUUCCACUUCCAUGGGUAAAAAAUGUGCGCUCCUUUAAAGUUCUGCUUGCAAAUAUGCCAACCCCUCAUCUUUUCCUCAACUUAUCUACAAUUAACCUAAAAACCAUGCAAGAGAUAUAUAUAGGUGCACCAUACUCAAUAUUUGCUAUGCCCAAAGACGGUUCCCUUAAUAAGUCCGGGGUUGAGGCUUUGGCCACCCUAAGAUGUUUGAGGAAAAUUACAUGUGGGCUUCAAAAAUUUAUUUACAUCCUGCCCCUCGCUGAGCUGAAAGAUCUGGAAGAUUUGGUAAUUUUAUCGGAGCACCAUCCCAAGGAUGUAUACUUUCCGAAGUGCCUGGAACCGCUUCUCAAGAACUGUCGCAAGCUAAACUCUUUUCAAAUAAAAGUUCCCGUCAACGGAAUAACAAAAAAGUUUUUUGCAAGCCUUCAGAAUGCAGUGGUGAAAUACAGGCAGGAAGAAAUAGAUAUUAUCAUAUGCUUAAAAUGCCAGCCUUAUAAAACACUGAACGAGACAGAGGGCGAGCAUAUCUGCAAAGUAGUUGAGUGCCAUGCAAAUAGCCAAUCCAGACACAACUUGGCCAAUCGCAACGGCUCGAAAGCCAAUCCUAGUGCGGACCUCAGCCCAGGUUAA